CCGCAGGGACAGCCUUGCACUGCAGAUUUGCCGACAGUGCUAUGGCGGCCAACGAGAGUGACAAUGUUGUCACAACAAACAAGCUGAUGAUCAUCCUCAGAAAAUUUGACCAGGAGGGUUCGGGCACGAUUUCCAGAAGUCAAUUCGAACAGAUUCUGCGCACUGUUCUUCGUGCGUCCAGCAAUUCUGAUGAGAUUCUGUACAAAGAAGAGGUGGACGAGUUCUGGGCAUACUUUUCAAAGCGUGAGGAUGGCGACGUUGAGAAAAGUGAUUUAGUCGAUUGGAUCUUGAAACCCAGCACGCCUCUGAUGCUUACAGAGUCCGGGAAUUUGGCCUUCUUUGACCUCAAAUCUGCACUUCAACCUCUUUUCCAGGCUUACAACCAGAACGGGGACGGCUUCAUCUGCUUGCAGGAGUUCAUGGAUGCACAUGGCAUUCUUCAAAUCGCAUUGCGUAUGAACCCCACAGCAGAAGAAGAAGAUCCUCCAGUUUUACGAGGAGAUCUUCACAACUGUUUUGUGCACAUUGGUGAUGCUGACAAGCGCUUGACGUUUGAGAAAUUUGUUCGCUGGCAACGCCUUGCGUUGAUUCAAUCUGCCUUGUCUCCAGACUCAAUGACGAGGCUCCUCAAGAAUGUGGCCAAACAAAUUCAACGUGUCUUUAAGCUUACUUCCGAGAAGCAUUGUGAGCUGACCGAGUCAGACAGGUUGGUGCUAAUUCGGAUCCUUUCGCACUUAGCCCAAUUCAGCCGUGAGCUGUGGGGAGCUGGUCAUUUUGCAUCGAAGGGCAAGACCUUCUUCGAAAAUAAGUGGAUACCUCCGUUCGUGGGAAUGAACGUUGACCACCUGAAGGAGGUCUUUUUGCAUGAUUUCAACUACAGCCGCAUGCGAUUUUCAGCAAAGAUUGUGAAGCGCGACUGGGAUAUCCUUUGCAUUCCUGGACUUCCUGGCCGACACCAAGAUUGGCUAGCAAGGGCAAGGCUGAAAAACACCUUGAGAAGUGCCAGAUUCGAUGAUGAACGGGGAAAACAAGAAGAGGAUCAGCUUGAGGAAGGACACAUACGCGAGGUGGUCGAUGAGCAGUGUUACAUCUUCGAUCGGGAACAUUUCACAUGGGCCUUAGCAGAAGAGAGUCUCUUUGAGAAGGCGCUCGAGGCCCUGUCGCCCGAAGUGAAGCUUUUCGCCAUAUUGAAAACCAUGGCAAACUUUGGACAACGACUUUCUUGGCCUCAGCUGCAGUUGGCCUUGUCCCAAGCUGUGCAAUUGGACGUCAUCAGCCAGGUGCAGCUGGGCAAGUGCAACGACAAGUUGGAAGAAUGGGUCCUGAAGGGAAUGGACGCUGAAGGAUUCUGGUGCACACGUGAAACUUUGACAAAAGUGAGGGAGGAUUUGCAUACGUCCCCAAGUCAAAUCAUGGGAAUUUUCGCUGAGAUUGGAGCCUUUGCUGUGACCUCGAUUUGGGCAGAUUUCAUGGACACUGAGAAGUGAAAGCUUCCGAAGGUGAAGUCCAACGUGCUUGAGGUGAAUGGCGAAUCCAAGCUGUUUGAGUUCGAAAAUUCCAAGCCACGUUCUUCCCGAACGCCUUUCUUCGCUUUUGCGACAGAAAUGCCGACGCGUCGGAGUUCGCUCGAUCAGAAACCACUCGAUCAGGACCGUGCUUCGCCCCAAGAUCCGUGCUUCGCCUGACGUCCGAUUUCACCGAAUCGCACCAGAAUUGAGGCUGACAAUGAAGCAGCAAACAAAAAGGAGAAAAAAAA
Molecule: messenger RNA, 1756 nt
Organism: Durusdinium trenchii
Lineage: Eukaryota; Dinophyceae; Suessiales; Symbiodiniaceae
Source: the annotation of a GenBank genome assembly